AUACACUCCAAAGUUACUAACAAUCAUCAAGGUGAAGCACAAUGCGCUCCAGCUCUCCGUUCUCGCUUCCUGCUCUAUAUCUGCUACAGCUUUGCCUGAGCGUCGCUGCUUUCAGCGUCUUGCCCAAAAUUGACGGCGAUACCACUCAGCUGGCCUGCUUCAACGGCUCUACUACCCUCAUCUUCAAUGAGACCAGACCGUAUCCUUUCAAGCUCUUGAUGGGCAAACAGCAGAAAUGGCGCUUGAGCUUUCGUCUCUAUGACUCUGAUCAACACACUCCGGAUCAACCAGGUCCAGAUAGAAUUACUCUUUACAAUGUGGUCGUCAAGGGUAAAACAAAAUCAACAGUGCUUUUCUGUCACAAGCCGGGCAAAGGAUCAAGAACAGACUUCGAGAUCCAUUAUCCAGCAGCGAGUGAUUACGAGAAAUGUCAAGUUGUUCUCGACGAGCAGAUCAAUGGCAAACCUCGAACAAUCAACCAAAUUGCUUGCACCAACUGAAGAGCUGGGGCUCUUGGUGGCCCUGGGUGUGCAUCACAGAUCGCAGUUUGACCUUGAAAGAUGCCCACGAUAGACUCAAUUGACAAUUGGCCAAUGAAAGGUCAGAGUCUUGAUAUGUCGUAGCUGCAUAGAC
Protomyces lactucae-debilis is the source of this 633-nucleotide messenger RNA. RefSeq lists its product as uncharacterized. The coding region runs from base 42 to 500 and encodes 152 amino acids. The record is from RefSeq and is a predicted model, not a curated record. The transcript is spliced from 2 exons. NCBI's taxonomy places the organism in Eukaryota, Fungi, Ascomycota, Taphrinomycetes, Taphrinales, Protomycetaceae.